This is a messenger RNA of Oikopleura dioica, 717 nucleotides long. NCBI's taxonomy places the organism in Eukaryota, Metazoa, Chordata, Appendicularia, Copelata, Oikopleuridae. The record is from the annotation of a GenBank genome assembly.
AUGAUGAGCGCUCCAGAAGUGAUGCCACAGACGAUGCAAAGUUUCCAGUACCUCAACUACGCUGCCCAAUAUCAGCAACAGCGACUGAACUUUGCUAACGGCUACCAUCAAUCCGGACCGGGUCUUCACGAUACUCCAUCAGUUUCCACAAUGAAUCCAGUAUCCGUCAGCGCUCCUUCAGUCCUCGACCCAGCCACUCAACUCGGUCAUUUGAACGCUGCUAUCACGAAACUAGAACCACAGUUGCCAGUAGCUCCUACAGGCCACAGUACCCCUGCCUCGACCUCGCCAAAUCAACCAACGCAAGAGCAGAGUCUGCCAAUGACUCCACCCCGGCCGAAUGCGAUGGAACCGCUGGUAGAGAGUUUUUACGAAAAAGAUAUCGAAGAAGAGCUCGAUGAACAUUUCAAGAAGUCACAGUCAGAAACGAAAACAAGAAGAGGACUCAUCUUCCCCGCAUCGUACUACCAGCAACAGACCUCCCCCGGCCGCCCAAGCUCCGGCAUCGGCAGUCUCACAUCUUCAUCACUGUCGACCACGCCACCGUACGGUCAUUACAGUGGAUUCCCUGGCUAUGGCACGGGUCCAACGUCUUUCUCUCCGCGCACCAGCGCCACACCGACCAAGCUACAAUUCUUCCCUCAAUCUGACGGCAGGAGUCGGAUUCCGGAGCUACUGAAAAUGAAGCCAAUUUCAAUAUCGAAAGAAACGAUCUGA